UGAAAAGUUUGCGUAAUAAAUCGGACGGUUUACAGAGAGGGUGCGCGCAUACGCUGCUAGUCCGGCCCCAGAGUGCGGGAUACUGUGCCAUCCGGAUUGGAAAAUGAGUUAAUCACCUGUGGCAGGUAGUCAUCGGCGCGGCCUUUAUUGGAUUAUUUGCUACGCUUUGGUGGAAAGUGAAAGUUAACACUGGGGCCUGCUUCUACAAUGGAAAGCCUGCAUCCUGGCACAGAUCUUUCCAAUGGAGUAAAGAAAGGGAGAGAGUCCAGGGGCAGCACCAGAAGAGAGAGAGAUGCAGGGAGUAGCCCUUAUCCCAGAAAAGGUCCCAAUAUUUUUGAUGGUAUUCCAGCUGACCAAAGUGCAGGAGCCGGUGAUAGCCAAAGGUUUGACCAAAGUGGAGCACCGGGCAUGAGUUUCCAGCAGGAGAUGUUGGAAAAGGCUAAGGAGUUAUUCCAGUUAUGUGACAAGGAGGAGAAAGGUUUUAUUACCAAAAGGGAUAUGCAGCGACUUCAGAAUGAAUUACCCUUGACCCCUGAGCAGCUGGAGGAUGUAUUUGACAAUCUAGACCAAGAUAAUAAUGGAUAUUUGACUCCACUAGAAUUUAGCAUGGGUUUGGGAAAGUUUAUUGGAGUCGAAGUACUGUCAGAAAAUGAAGGUUUUGACACAUCAGUACAUGAGGAUACAUUUGUGUCAGGUUGGGAUAAUGAUCUGUCCAUGUUGGAUGAUGAAGACGAGAGAAGGUUCUGUGUAAUGAUGCAACAGCAUGGAGCUGCUCAGGUGUUUAAGGAUCAGUCAGAAGUUCGUGAGUUGUGGGCACGUCUGCGGAAAGAUAGACCUGAACUGCUUGCCACAUUUGAGAAAUUUCUGUUUAAAGUGUCUGCACAUAUUCAGGAGGUACACCUAGAGAAGGACUCAAUGGAGCAGGCCCUGCGAAGGAGGGAGUGUGACCAUGACAAGGAAGUACGUUCUCUCUAUGAAGAGAUGGAGCACCAAAUAAAGAUUGAAAAAGACCGGUUACUUUAUCAGGAUUCUUCCAGGCAAAUUGGCAAGAAUGUUGAGCUACAGAAGGAGCUGCAAAUUCGGGAACGUGAGCUGGAGGGAAUUGUCGGAAGACAACGUCAGCUUGAAAGACAACUCCAUGAGCUGAGCUAUGAGCAAACAGAAACACGUAUACAAAAUGAGCGCCUUCGACACCUAAAUGAAAAUUUGCUAGAACAACUGGAGCAUACUCGACAUGAACUGCAGACCACACAGUUCCAUUUAGGCCACCUGCAAGAUGAGGCUCAGCGUGAGAAAAAACGUAAAGACAAGGAUGUUUUGAAUGUUUCAAAGAAUAUGCAAAAGGAAAAGGAGAGUCUUCUGAGGCAACUAGAACUGCUGAGGGAGAUGAACAGAAAGCUGAGAGAUGAACGGGAUGCCCAUGAAGCCAGGAAGAUGACCUCCCCUAGCAAAAAGCCUCUGCUGAAGAAAGGGUCAGUGAUAGGCAGAUAUCUUCUGGAGGACAAGCCAAUUAAACGACAGCUAAAUCCAGCAGAAAGUGAUUGUACACCUUGUGAAGAUGUGUCAUCAGAACCAAAUAAGAAGAGCAGCAAGUGUGAUUCUAAUGAUGGAGCAGACAAUGCUAAUGAAUCCAUGGAUGUGGAUGGACUGACAGAUAAAAAAGAGGAGACCGUGACUGAAUCAUUAAGAGAAGAACCUGUUGGAAUGGAAUCCAUGGACCCUCUAAAUAUGCCUCCAGAAAGGGUAUUUAAAGUGGUUUUCAUAGGAAACUCAGGAGUUGGGAAGACAUCCUUCAUCCACUACUUCUGCCAGGGACAGUUCCUAACAGACGUCUGCUCAACAGUUGGUAUUGAUUAUCAGAUGCGAAGUCUCAUUGUGGACAAUGUCUCUGUUGUCUUGCAACUCUGGGAUACGGCCGGUCAGGAAAGGUAAGUUAAGUGUGACUUAAU
Messenger RNA from Polypterus senegalus (gray bichir), 1949 nucleotides. It is a transcript of the gene cracr2b, whose product is annotated as calcium release activated channel regulator 2B. NCBI's taxonomy places the organism in Eukaryota, Metazoa, Chordata, Cladistia, Polypteriformes, Polypteridae. Bases 208 to 1932 code for a protein of 574 amino acids. The record is from RefSeq and is a predicted model, not a curated record. Gene Ontology annotation, molecular function: calcium ion binding; GTPase activity; GTP binding. The transcript is spliced from 14 exons.